UCUUGGAUUUCUGCUGGUGUUGCUGCUGCGAGGACGGCGGGUGGCAGCGGCUAAGAAAGAAGAAAGACGUGGCAGCAAGCGGGAGUCGGGGGUAGUGUCGCCGGUUCGGUAAAGUUCUGUUCUCUGAUUUGGGGAUAUUCCCUGCCCAAAAAAUUCCUGGAAAAUUGACUAGUAUUAAGUGUGAGUAAAAGGUGUCCACUUUUUUUUAAGUUUUGAUUUUAGUUUUGUCUUGGAUAGUAUUUGGCAAGAUUUAGCCUAGAAAUUAUGUAGUAUUUAUUACAUGAGAAUCAAAAUUGCUUUGUUACUGGGCUGGUUUCAAAAUUUAGAACUCAUUUCUGUGUAUCAAAAUAGGUUUUUUUUUUUUGUUUUUUUUUUUUUAAUUUUAAAAUGGUAAACGUACCAUUGUAAAGUGAAAUUUCAGCUCCUUUGCUAAUUGGAGUAAAUGGAUGAUUACAACGUUGUAGCCAUUAGCAAUAAAAAGUUUGGAACUAGGCUGCAUAAGCAAGCCUUUGUAGGGCCAAUGUUGAAUGUCAUGUCAGUGACAUUGGUGUUCAUAUAAAAGAAGACAAAAUAUUCCCUUAGAUAAAAAUUUUCUGUGUUUGACAGUGCCAGUUCAGGAUGGCUAUAAUGCUGCUCUGCCUUUUACAACUUGCUGCACCGCUCUGUAGUUACUCUGUAACUGUACGUUUCUAUCUUUUUUGGUUAAACACUCCCUGAGAAUGAUGAUGAUAUACAUACAUCCGUAUUAUACACAUUCACAUGUGUGUAAGGAUUUCCCUUCAUCUUUGUUUUAUGGGCUGGGCAAAUUUAGUGUAACAUUAAUUUUGUGAUACUUUGAUAUAAGAGUAAGUUCACUAUUUUUAUAAUGAACUCAAAUCUAAAGUCUUUUAUAGUGUAUUUUAAAAGGGAAAACUUACCUAAAUGUUUUAUUUCUACACGUGUAUGUAUAUGUGUGUGUGUGUGUGUGUGUGUGUAUAAGCCAGUUAGUAUCUAUGUACAUUUAUAUACAUAAAACACUUUAUAUUUUUACAUAUAAGUAUGCUUUUAUUAUACAGAUAAUAAAGAUGGGGGAAGGUUUCUGUUUUUUUCUUAAUAGGUGAAGAAAUCUUGAAGACCAGAAAUUGGAUCUUAUUGAAUUUUGGUGUUUUUUUUAACUUUUUCUUUUAUUCUUUUCUUUUUAAAUUACAUUGUUCGGCUAUGGAAGAUGGAUCUUUUUUUUCUUUUUUUUUUUUUAAAAUAACCCGUUGAAUCUCAAGUUCAUUUUUAAAUGAACUUUUUUUGUUGUUUUUUUGUUUUUUGUUUUUGAGGAGAUAACUAACCCUAGCUGUCUCCAGUCUGACAAAGGUUAUUCGAAUGGACUUAAUCUUCCAGUAGUUGGGAGAUAUUUUAAAAGCACAUCCUGUGUUUGAAUUGUGGCUGAGAGGUUUCCUUGGCAAUGUGAGGAGGAAAAUUCUUUCUGCCUCAUUAUUAUUAAUUCAUGGAUUGAGUGUUGGUUCGACCUACAGGAGUAAUAGAUUGGAACUCAGUGAAGACCCAGAUGUUCCUGUUGAGAUCAGCCAGCUAAUGAUUGCGUUUUAAAAGACCAUUUCUGAGAUUGAGUGUUCUUGUGGAAGGUUAAACCCAUUUCAAGAAGACUUGGAGCUGGUCCUUGCCUUGAGGAAGCAGUGGCUUGUGUCCAAGAAGCCACUUCUGAUCCAAGGAUCUACCCAGCAUGCCUAAUCAAGGAGAAGACUGCUAUUUUUUUUUCUAUUCUACAUGUACCAAAGGCGACAGCUGUCCGUUCCGUCACUGUGAAGCUGCACUGGGAAAUGAAACCGUCUGCACCUUAUGGCAGGAAGGGCGCUGCUUCCGACAGGUGUGCAGGUUUCGGCACAUGGAGAUCGAUAAAAAACGCAGUGAGAUUCCUUGUUACUGGGAAAAUCAGCCAAUGGGAUGUCAAAAACUUAACUGUGCUUUCCAUCACAACAGAGGACGCUAUGUUGAUGGCCUUUUCCUACCUCCGAGCAAAACUGUGUUACCCACUGUGCCUGAGUCACAAGAAGAGGAAGUGAAGGCUAGCCAGCUCACAGUUCAACAGAACAAAUUGUCUGUCCAGUCUAAUCCCUCCCCCCAGCUGCGGAGUGUUAUGAAAGUAGAAAGUUCAGAAAAUGUUCCUAGCCCCACACAUCCACCAGUUGUAAUCAAUGCUGCAGAUGAUGAUGAAGAUGAUGAUGAUCAGUUUUCUGAGGAAGGUGAUGAAACCAAAACACCUACCCUGCAAGCACCUCCUGAAGUUCAUAACGGAUUACGAGUGGCUUCUGCCCGGAAACCUGGGGUCACUGUAAAGCAAGGUGAAUGUUUGAAUUUUGGAAUAAAAACUCUUGAAGAAAUCAAAUCAAAGAAAAUGAAGGAAAAAUCCAAGAAGCAAGGUGAAGGUUCUUCUGGAGUUUCCAGCCUUUUACUCCAACCCCAGCCUGUUCCAGGUCCUGAAAAAGAAAAUGUCCGGACUGUGGUGAGGACAGUAACUCUGUCUAGUAAACAAGGAGACGAACCGUUGGUUAAAUUGAGUCUCACCGAGAGACUGGGGAAACGAAAAGUUUCAGUAGGUGGUGACAGUGAUCCUCCAUUAAAGCGUAGCCUUGCCCAGAGGCUAGGAAAGAAGGUUGAAGCUCCAGAGACUAACAUUGACAAAACAUCAAAGAAAGUUCAAGUUUCCAAAUCUCUGAAGGAGCGAUUGGGCAUGUCCACUGAUCCAAACAGUGAGGCAGCAACAGAGAAAGUUACUAAAGUUGGGGAGAUCCAUGUGAAGACACUAGAAGAAAUUCUUCUUGAAAGAGCCAAUCAAAAACGUGGAGAAUUGCAAACUAAACUCAAGACGGAAGGACCUUCAAAAGCCGAUGACUCCACUUCAGGAACGAGAAACUCCUCCAGUAUCCGAAUCAAAACCUUUUCUGAGGUGCUGGCUGAAAAGAAACAUCGGCAGCAGGAAGCAGAGAGACAAAAAAGCAAAAAAGAUGUAACUUGCAUCAAGUUAAAGACUGAUAGCGAAAUUAAGAAACCGGUGGUUUUGCCACCCAUAGUUGCCAGCAAAGGACUGUCAGAGGAGCCUGCAGGUAAAACAAAGUCAAUGCAGGAGGUGCGCAUCAAAACGCUGGAGGAAAUUAAACUGGAGAAGGCACUGAGGGUGCAGCAGAACUCUGAGGGCAGCAGCGGCGCCCAGCCCCAGCCUGAGGGCAUGCCAGGGGCAAGGCGGCUCCUGCGCAUCCCCAAAAGGACAGGUAUAAAAGAAGAGAAGAAACUUCAGGAAGGAAGUGAAGUUGCAUCUCAGAGCAGUGUUACUACAGCAGAGGCUAAAGAGGUUUCUGAUGACACCACAGGAGGUGACAUUAUUAAAAUUCAAGUUAAGAGAUGUGAGACAACGAGAGAGAAACACAUGCAGAAACAGCAGGAGAGGGGAACCCCACAGAAGGAAAAAUCUGUGUUAACGCCCCUUCAGGGAGACGUAGCUUCUUGUAAUACCCAGGUGCUGGAGAAACCAGUGCUCACUACUGUACCGGCUGUCGCUUGGCACCCGACAAAGCGGCCACCCACAAAGUCAUCCCAGAAAGUGGAAGUAGAAACCUCAGGGAUUGGGGAUUCAAUAUUGAACGUGAAAUGUGCAACACAGCCCUUGGAAAAAAGGGGUAAAGCUAAACCCAAAGUGAAUGUGAAGCCAUCUGUGGUUAAAGUUGUUUCAGCCCCUAAAUUGGUCCCAAAACGCAAGGCAGUAGAGGUCCACCCUGCUGUCAUUGCAGCUGUGAAGCCGCUCAGUUCCAGCGGCAUCCUGCAGGAAAGCCCAGCCAAAAGAGCAGCUGUGGCUGUUGUCCCACUCCUCUCUGAGGACAAAUCAGUCACUGUGCCUGAGACAGAAAAAACCAGGGACAGUCUUGUGCUGUCUCCAACUCAUUCCUCCUCAGAUCCCUCACCACCAGAAGUAUCUGGCCCUUCCUCAUCCCAGACGGCUACAAAAACUCGCCGACUCAGCUCUGCUUCAACAGGAAAGCCCCCGCUCUCUAUGGAGGAUGAUUUUGAGAAACUAAUAUGGGAGAUUUCAGGAGGCAAAUUAGAAGCUGAGAUCGACCUGGAUCCUGGGAAGGAUGAAGAUGACCUUCUGCUUGAGCUUUCAGAAAUGAUUGAUAGCUGAAGGUGGUAGUGCAAAAACUUUAAAAAAAAAAAAAAAAAAAAACCACACCAAAAAAUU
This is a messenger RNA of Trichechus manatus latirostris (Florida manatee), 4219 nucleotides long. RefSeq names its product zinc finger CCCH-type containing 11A (gene ZC3H11A). NCBI's taxonomy places the organism in Eukaryota, Metazoa, Chordata, Mammalia, Sirenia, Trichechidae. Gene Ontology annotation, molecular function: metal ion binding. Gene Ontology annotation, biological process: poly(A)+ mRNA export from nucleus. The coding region runs from base 1712 to 4162 and encodes 816 amino acids. The record is from RefSeq and is a predicted model, not a curated record. The transcript has 18 exons.